Sturnus vulgaris (Common starling) is the source of this 999-nucleotide messenger RNA. The record is from RefSeq and is a predicted model, not a curated record. NCBI's taxonomy places the organism in Eukaryota, Metazoa, Chordata, Aves, Passeriformes, Sturnidae.
CAAUAACCUGGCAGGGCAGGAUGGAAAUUCCCCAGGGAGGCAGAGGGUCCCGUGCCCCCAUUUCUCAGAGGGAUGGACACACCUCAGCCCUGGCACACUGCUAAAGGAUGGCUACAGACAUGUCCUGAGCAGGACAGAUGUGCUGGGUGUGGGAGCCAUUCCCUUCUUGCUCUUUUUUACACUACAAACCAAGACAUUCCAUGUCUUACCUCCUUUCUUCAGAAAAACCAGUCCUGGCUGCUGUGGUUGGGUCUGUAACCCCUGUUAGUCUGGGCACUCCUGGGCUGAUCCAGCCUCAAACCUGCCCCUCUCCUGCCCUGAGCACCAGAUUGGUCCUUUUGGAGGGGAAUUAAUCCCCCUAGGAGCAGGUUCUCACCUUAAUUCAAUCCAAUUUAAUUAAGUUGCCGGUUCCUGCAAUGUUGAGAGAAGCCCCUCAAGGCACGGGCAAUGUGAAUUCUGUUCUCCCAAGUGCAGCAUUUCACCUCCCAUCACCCCUGGUGUUGUCUCCGAGGUGCUGACCCUGCUGGUGCUGAUGUACCCCCUGCUCCAGGGCCUGGCUCUGCACCUGCACUCUGCUGUCACUGGCAGCUACAUCCCAGGGACACACUCCAUUGCCUUCAUCAACUGCCUCAACGAGCAGAUCGCCAGGGACAUCGCCAGGGCCAUCAUGGAUAAGAAACUGGCUGCCUACGUGAACAUCCUGCCCAAGAGCUCGGCCUUGUAUUUCUGGAAAGGAGAACUGGAAGAAUCCACUGAAAUACUUCUGUUGGUGAAAACAAGGACGUCCAAAAUAGGAGAAUUGUCCAACUACGUCAGGAUUUCCUGCAUUUCCCGAGGGGGGAGCACACUCAGCUUUGGGCCAGGCCCCCGGCAGUGUGUGGUAAAGGCCGGACUCAAAGCGGAAUUCCCACGUGGCAGAAAGAAGCUGCGGGUGCUUUGAAGUGCGGGAGGGCGCGGGGCAGGGCUGGGGCUGGAGCUCACUCCGCUCCUCCGCCGCGC